AUGACGAUGGCUAGCAACAUUGUGGUCGAGUGGCUGCGCUCGCUUCACUUGGGCCAGUAUUCGGAGUCCUUUAUCGACAACGGCUACGACGACCUUGAGAUCUGCAAGCAAAUCGGCGACCCGGAUCUCGAUGCGAUCGGAGUUUUUAAUCAGACUCAUCGAGCACGAUUGUUACAAUCUGUAAAGACUCUCAGAGAAGAGGGUGCGGCGAGCGUUUACUUUACCUUAGAAGAAAGCAACGACUGUCUAUGCGACAAUGUCAGCUCGAAAUCUUCCAGAACGUCUUCUGAAAGGCCGCUCAGCGAUAAAGAAGCGCAGAGGGCUUCGCCAACAGCUAGUUCCUCGAGCGGUGGUCAAGAAUUAACCAAGUUCGCGGACGAGUAUGAGGAGGGGAAGGCGGAGCUCGUCAGAAUCCCAAGGAUGCAACUCCGGAUGCUGCUGCAGGAAAAGCUCAGACACGACGGCAUCAGGUUGGCUUGUCAACCUUACACAACACCGGUAAGUCGGCUUCUUUUUGUCUGCCCACAAAUAAUCUAG
Habropoda laboriosa is the source of this 537-nucleotide messenger RNA. Its product is annotated as sterile alpha motif domain-containing protein 5-like. Gene Ontology annotation, molecular function: protein binding. Bases 1 to 537 code for a protein of 178 amino acids. The transcript has a single exon. The record is from RefSeq and is a predicted model, not a curated record. Lineage: Eukaryota; Metazoa; Arthropoda; Insecta; Hymenoptera; Apidae.